AUGAAUUCAGACGCAUUUGAAAAAGACCCACUCACUCCCAAAAUAAGAUGUCUAAACUUAUUUUUGUAGGGUAUGAUAGCCAAAAAUGGUUUUAAAAAUAAUUUGGAUGCAAUAAGAUUUUUGGAGUAGGCUUUUAAAUUAGCGCCUGAAGAUGAAGAUGAUGCACUUAGGAUAAAGAUAUAAUAGAAUUUGAAGGAUAUUUCUGACGAUUCUAGAAUUGAAGUUGAAGUUCAUACUGAAAGUAAUAAAAGUGAAGCCAGUACUGCUUAAUCUUAAUAAAAUGAAGAUUCAACUGAUAUCGAGGAUUUAGAAGCUGAUCCAAAAAGACUGGCUGAAGCUAAGGAAGUGAAAGAAAUGAUUGACAGAAUGGAUAGCCUUGUCAAGCCUGGAAGCAUUUGGUAUAUUCUUUCAAUGGAGUGGGUUAAAAAGUGGCAAAAUUACACAUAUUUUGAUCAUCUCAGUGAAGACAAACCUUAAAAACUAAGCUUGCAAGAGAGAUUGUAGCAUCCUGGCAAGCUGGACAAUAGUUCAAUUAUACAGCCACUCGAUUCUAGUACCUAAAUAACAGAGCAGAUGAAGGUAAGAAUCUGGAUGAAUGUGCACUUGAAACCUAGUCUCAAAGAGGGAGUUGACUUCAUGCUAGUUAGCCCAGAGAUCUUCAACUAUGUGCAGAUUAAAUAUGGAUGUGAUCCUACUUAGAUCAUUGAGAGAAGAGGUAUCGCAGUAGGUGACGAGUACUCGGAUGAGGGAAUCGUUGAAUACUACUUCAGGCCUUUCAAAUUCUGUGUCAUUCCCAAUACUGCAACAAGGUUUUAAAACAUCAAAACUCUCUAUUUAUCAAGAAAAGAGCCAGUUUCAGAGUUGAAAAAAGCUUUGCAAAGGGCCAUCAAUCAGAGACUAUACCAAUUAAAAGACAAAUCCAUGGUUGUGUUAAUGAGGCUUUGGAGAUUCGAUUCAACCAAGUAAGACUAAAUUGAAGUGAUUGCCAAGAAGUAUAAAAACUACACUGAAGUUAAGAUUGAGGGCAGUUGCUUAAACUCUAGAGCAGAGGAUGAGAACUUAAUUAUCGAGGAACUUGAUGUAGCAGAGGAAGACCUGAUCAUUGUUGAGCUACCAAAAGGUAAGGAUACAUGGACCUUCGCACCUGAUGGAGAAGUGUAAUAGAUUGAAUAGGAAGAAGAAGCAGAAGCUGUGUCUCUUCAGCAACUUAUUGGGAAAGACUUAAAGUAAGUAUUAAAAUCCAAUUCAAGAGUUGGUAUCUGUGGCCUUCAAAACCUUGGAAACACCUGUUUUAUGAAUUCAGGUCUGCAAUGCCUGUCAAAUACCAUUGAGCUUACCAAGUACUUCUGCUUCAACUAAUACAAAUAAGAUCUAAAUCCCCAAAAUCCACUGGGUAUGGGAGGUAAGCUAGCCAUAGCUUAUGCAGAACUAAUCAAAGACAUGUGGUAAGGAAGUAGCGGUAGAACAGCUCCACAUGAGCUCAAGAAAGUAGUUGGGAAAAGAGUCACUAAGUUUAGUGGAUUCGGCUAGCAAGAUUCCUGCGAGCUUAUAAACUACGUUCUUGAUUUGAUGCACGAGGACUUGAACAGAGUCAAGAAGAAGCCAUAUGUAGAAAUGAAAGAUUCAGAGGGGAGACCAGAUGAAAUAGUGAGUGCUGAACACUGGAAUGCAUUUAUUGCAAGGAAUAAAUCGAUUAUUGUCGACCUCAUGUAUGGCCAGCUCAAGUCAACUGUUUAAUGUCUUGAGUGCAACAAUAUUUCAAUCACUUUCGAUCCAUUCCUCACUCUCUCACUUCCUAUUGCUAAACCUCACAAAAUAAGAGUUAUUUAUGUACCAUAUGAACUCUUCUCAGGUGAUAGUAAAUUACCUUGCAAAGUAUUUAGCAUUGCUGUUGAUAAGGAGACAGUAGAAGUCAUGGAAUAAAAGGUAAAUGAAUUAGUUUCAUAAUAAGAGGAGUCAAAAGAGGAAAGACAUUUAAUGUCUGUUAACUUCCAUCUUAGAACUGGAACUAUAACAACUAAGUUCAGAAAAGAUUAAUCAUGCUAGGAUAUUGAUUAAGGAACUGAAGACACUCUAAUUUUCGAAGUUAGACCACCUUAAAAAAGUGAAAUGGAAAAUUAUAAGCAAGUAGAGUUAAUAUUUAUGAAACAAGUAAAAUACGGGAAAAUAAUUUCUGGUGAACAUGUUGGAAACACUCUUCCAAGGAUGGAGUACCUACCAUUAAACAUGACUAUACUUUAGCUUAAGAAAAUGAUUUAUGAUAAAAUAAAAAAUAUCUUUAAGACAUCUCUUGAUGACCAAGACAUUAACAGAUUCAUUCUGCUACAUGUAUAUGACAAUUUACCUAUGAUUUAGGCUAGUAAAUACUCUAGAAAGAGAGCUACAUGUGAGUUCUGUAACGAUUAUCAUGGUCAAGCUGAUACAUGUGAUAUCAAGAUAAAUAAAAUAAGUGGUAAUUCAGAGGAUGGUGCCAAGUAAAUCACAAUUAAAGACAUAUUUGAUCAACUUUAAUAUAAGAGAGAUGUAAUAAUUGGUGUAAUCUUUAGAGAAGGAAGUGGUGCAAUGAUGAAGUAACUAGACCCUGAGCUAGAUCAAUCUCACUUAAAAGAAAUGAACAAGAGUAAAAAAGAGACAAUAACACUUUCAGAAUGCUUCAAAGCAUAUAGUAGAGAAGAGUUACUCACAGGAGCAGAUCAAUGGUAUUGUAACAAGUGUAAAGAGCAAAGAGAUAUUCAUAAAAAGCUUGAAUUAUUCAAGGUGCCUAAGAUUUUGAUUAUCCAACUUAAGAGGUUCUAAUCUAAAAGAAGCGCUAGUUCCAGUGGAAAAGGAGGAUAUAUGGCUUUAGCCAUGGCUCAAGUUUGCCAUCAAGAAAAGGUAGGAGACUUCGUUGAUUUUCCAGUUAACAGUCUUGAUCUUAGACCAUACAUCAAAGAUACUAGCUCAAGCGAACCUGUUUACUAUGAUUUGUACGCAAUCAGCAAUCAUUAUGGAAGUCUAAAUGGAGGGCACUACACUGCUUAUGGUCUUAAUGCUGUUCAGAAUCAAUGGUAUGAAUUCAAUGACAGCUCAGUAGGUAGAGUUUCUAACGUUAAUGAGGUGGUGACUUCUGGUGCUUAUUUGUUGUUCUAUAGACGUAGAGAGUGA
This is a messenger RNA of Stylonychia lemnae, 3144 nucleotides long. The record is from the annotation of a GenBank genome assembly. Lineage: Eukaryota; Ciliophora; Spirotrichea; Sporadotrichida; Oxytrichidae.